GGCAGGCGGAGGAGGCAGCGCCAUGGCCCCGCGUGGGAGGUACCGGUGGGUGCUGCUGCUGUCCUGGCUGCCGGCCGGUUGCCUUUCCCUGCUGGUGACAGUGCAGGAUGUUGAACGUUAUACCACCUUGUUUGCCUCUGUUGUCCUCAAGUGUGACUACAGCACCUCAGCACAGCUGCAGGACGUGGUAGUGACCUGGCGCUUCAAAUCCUUUUGCAAGGACCCCAUCUUUGACUACUAUUCAGCCUCAUACCAGGCUGGUUUAGCUCUGGGCCAGGACCCCUCUGAUGACUGCAAUGACAGCCAGCGCAAGGUGCGCAUUGUCAUCCAGAAGUAUGGGCAGAAGGAGCCUGUGCUGGGCAUCGACUACCAGCAAAGGAAGAUCACCAUUCAGAACAGGGCAGACCUUGUCAUCAGUGAGGUGAUGUGGUGGGACCAUGGGGUGUACUACUGCACUGUGGAAGCACCAGGAGAUACCUCAGGAGAUGCAGACAAAGAAGUUAAGCUGAUUGUUCUCCACUGGCUCACAGUACUCCUCAUUGUUCUCGGUGGGCUCCUCCUCCUUCUGGUGAUUGGAGUCUGCUGGUGCCAGUGCUGCCCCCAGCACUGCUGCUGCCACAUCCCGUGUGUCUGCUGCCCAGAACGGUGCUGCUGUAAUGAAGAAGUAUUGCGACGGCAUCAGUUCAUGAAGCAGGCUCAGGCACUUGCACCCUGGAUGUCACACAACAUGUUCUAUGGAGGUGGCGAGAGGAACUCGCAACCUUCUUCUUACCAGCUGAACCCUCUACUGCAACAAGAUGUGUCUCUGCAAAGCAGUCUUCCACUGGUGCAGCCACAAGCUCAGAUUUCCCAUAACAAGGGUGUUUUGGACUACCUGGAGUCUGAAAUCCAAAACCUGAAGUUGUCACAGCUCCGGCCACCCUCCCAGCAGCAGCAGGCAGUGCAGCCCAGCUUGCUGUCCUCCCUGGGCUCCGAGAUAAUGCCACCUCCUCUUGCUGACCAUGUCUCCUCCAUUCAUGGAAGCAGCAACGCCUCACAUCCACAGAAAGCUGCCCGUACUUCCAGACCCUGGGACUCUGCAGCAGAGAACAGGCGGGAAAACCGGAGGUUGCCCUCGCCUUCUGGCAGAGAUUCCCACUCCGGCUACAGUCGGGAGCCCUGGGACAGGCAGCGAGAGGACCAUCCUCAGAGGCAGAGAACAGGUGGCUACAAUGGCAGGCCCCAGCACCCGAGGAGGGACGUGUCACCCCCACGCCAGGCUGAGAGGGGCAAGAGCAGCAGCAGCAGCUGCGUUUCCUAUCCCGAGGAGGCCAAGGAGCGCUCCAACCACCAUCGUGGCUGGCGACAGGAGCCCGCAGAGAGGCGAGAAUACCAGCACCACGCUGGGAGGAGCAACAACCCGGGCCAUCGGCGGCACAGCUACUCUCCCCCUUCUCGGAGAGGGUCAUGGAGCUCCUCAGAAGAGCCAGUCCCUCUCCCAGUGACAAACCGCAAGCAGCGGCGGCGCCGCCGGUCUCGGGAAUGGCCUGAAGACAAACCCCCCAGUUACCGCUCCUUAGAAGUUAUCCCGGGUCAAGAUAAGAAGAACAAAAGCAGUGCUGGGCCGCGCUCGGACAGAGGAAGUUCCCACAGUGGAAGAAGCAUAGUCAUUUAAUGCUCGUGCUGAAAGAACUAAGAUUCUCAUUGGACUCCUCUUAGCUUUUCUACUAUGUGGGAUGGGAUGGCUGUGUUUGAUUAAACAGACAACCAGUGAAGAUACAGAUGAAGCAGCUUCCCCUUCGACUUACAGUUCUGAAGAAUCUAUAUCUGUAUCUAGCAAUACAUAACCCCUCUUUAUUCUUGCUGUAGUUUGUAAACUUAGGUUUGCAGUGGGGUGUGCUAUGUUGAAAACAUUCUCGUGGAAACAUCUGAUUUUAUUUAGUAAAAUGUUGUACGCCCAGUCUUUAAAGAGAGAUACCAGUUGUCUUUGCUAGGUGCUCUGGCACUGCCAGCUCAGUCUGUGGUAUGCUGGUCCUUAUCAUGCCAGAUACUGGGAAUGGCUGCAGUGAUCACCAAGCUGUACAGUCACAGGACAGUAUAAUCUCUUGAGAUCAUCUGAUCCAGCCUCCUGGGAGUUUGAUGUAAGAAAGCACAGCAUCUCUUUUCUAAAGGCCCUCUGUUGUGCUUCAGAAUGUGUAAUUUUUGCUGCUUCUGCCUGGUUGCUCAGCAUGUUUGGAACAGUUGCUUUCUUUUGUGCCCAGUAAGCCUCUCUCCCAAACAGAAGAAUCACAGUGCUGGAAGGAUGUUUGACUGCCUUAAUAAGAGCUGACUAGCACAUCUGCAAAUUGCCAGCUUAUCAGCCCUGUACUGGCUGAAACAGCUUGCCUAAGCUUAGACUUUAAUGCCUUAAAAGAGACUUGUUCUAGCCUUUAACCCAGACUUGAAUUUAUUUGUAAACUUAAAGGGCUAAAUUUACCAAGUUUUGGCCAUCCCCCCAGGGACUGAACGAAGUAGGACUAUUGUGCCUCAUACCAUGGACCAGAAUUUCCUUCAGACUUGGAAGUGUGGCUUUGAUGGAUAUAUCUGUAAGCCAUGUACUCUUUUCCAUACUCUUUUUGUACUCCCUUUGCACUCCUUUCCAUGUAUCAUAUACAUGGGGUGGGGUAGUCUUACAGUCACCAUUUUUACUAUUGCCCUUGAUCUUUACUCUGACAAGCUCUGCAUAUGUGGUAUAUCUGAUCUGCAGCUAGAUUGCAGGGGUUUCUCAUCUCUUACCCUGCAAUUAGAACUUUUAUAUUCAAUUAGAAUUUUUAUAUGCUCUGAGACCAGUUGCAAAGGAGAAGAACUGUCCAUUUCUUCUUGAUGUUACUCAUUCACCAUUCUCACUUAAAAUGUGUUGGAAAAAAGAAGCUUUCUGAAUGCUGGCUGCUUCCACAGGAAACUGGCUUGCCAGAG
Molecule: messenger RNA, 2934 nt
Organism: Calypte anna (Anna's hummingbird)
Lineage: Eukaryota; Metazoa; Chordata; Aves; Apodiformes; Trochilidae
Gene: ILDR1
Product: immunoglobulin like domain containing receptor 1
Exons: 8
Coding region: 23-1654 (543 amino acids)
Cellular component (GO): plasma membrane
Molecular function (GO): high-density lipoprotein particle receptor activity
Source: RefSeq, a predicted model, not a curated record